AAUUUUCACAACAUGACAACUCAUUUUCAGACACAUAAGCCAACUCAAGUAUAGAUAAAUACUCAAAUAGUCAUAUCCUUACAUAUAAUUAGUGUCUUUUUGUAUGCAUGUGCGUAUAUAAGAUCAACCAGUCAUAUUAAUUGACUAUACCUAAAAAUGAAAAUCUCUGCUCUUGGUCGCGGUGGCUCCUCCCCUUUGUCCGCCUGUUUCCAUCCUUCCGCCACCGCCAUCAACGACGAUCUACCGUCGGCUCUUCCAUCCCCAUCAAAUCCAUCGUAUAUCUCCACCUCCGGCGACGCUACCACAACUUGUCAGUACCACACUAACGUUGGUGUUUUCUUUCUUUCAUGGUCUCGAUCCUUCCUCCGACGCUCUCUCCACCUUCAUUUCUACUCAUGCAACUCCACAAAUUGCUAUCUACACUCUCUAGAUUGUUACCGUCACUCCAUUCCCUUCGCCUUCCGGCUCGAAAUCAAACCCUUGACAUUCUGGAGAAAAAAUGGAUCAAAGAAGUUAUCUCGAAAGCCGGAUAUUCGGGUGGUAUGGGACCUGACUCACGCAAAAUUUGGAUCAGGACCCGAUCCGGAAUCCGGGUUUUACGUGGCAGUCUUUGUAUCCGGCGAAGUAGGUCUUCUUGUCGGUGGAGGAAACUUGAAACAGAGACCGAGGAGACAAAUCUUGGUGUCCAAGAAAGAGAAUCUGUUUGGAAACAGAGUUUACUCUACGAAAAUCAUGAUUCAAGGAAAACUUAGAGAGAUUAGUAUCGACGUUAAGGUUGUUAACGACGAUGCUAGUCUCCGGUUUAGCGUAGACGAUAAGAGUGUCCUAAAGAUUAGUCAGCUUCAAUGGAAAUUCAGAGGAAACACAAAGAUCGUGAUCGAUGGUGUGACAAUACAGAUAUCAUGGGAUGUUUUCAACUGGCUGUUUGGUGGCAAGGAUAAGGUUAAACCGGAUAAGAUUCCCGCCGUGUUCUUACUCCGGUUUGAGAACCAAGAGGUUGAAGGAAACGACGUUUUGAUGAUGAACAAGCGUGUAAGAGACGAUGUCAUUUUACGGAAGGAGAAUUGUCGAACACCGUCGUUUUGGGCGAGUACGUAUAGUCAUUGGUCUUCUUCUAGGAUGUCUUCUGUGAUGGAGUGGUCUAGUUGUAGGGAAGAAGAUGAGAGGAGCUUCGGGUCUAAGAGUUGGUUCUCUUUGAUUAUCUAUGCUUGGAGGAAGUAAAAACACACUCAACUUAUCUUUAUCAAAAAAUUUUAUUUGUAUAUAAAGCAACCAAUUGGCUUUGAGGAUAUAUGAAAGUGUGUAAGAAUCAGAGUUUUGGUUUUGUUUUGUUCAAAACAGACCAGAAACUCGUCGUUGCAAAGGAACCAGUAGAGUAGUAAGAACAAGCAAAGGGUAAAAAAGUGUGUUUUGUGAAAAUUUCUUAACAAACAAUGCCUCAUUGGAGAUUUAAUCAGUUUAGAAAAAAGGCAAAAGCCACCAGAAUUAGAACAAGGGUGCAAAAUAAGCCCUAUAUGAUUGUGCUUAAACAACCAAUGAG
Molecule: messenger RNA, 1540 nt
Organism: Arabidopsis thaliana (thale cress)
Lineage: Eukaryota; Viridiplantae; Streptophyta; Magnoliopsida; Brassicales; Brassicaceae
Exons: 1
Coding region: 157-1221 (354 amino acids)
Source: RefSeq, marked reviewed